AUUCCAUGAACAAAGCCUACAAAACUCGCGCGUGCAGCCCAAUUAAACCAGCCGGCGCAAGCCCAACUGGCCCGCUUACCGGCCAGCCGAUCCCUAAUAGCUAAGCCCAACUCCUGCGCUCUGCGCUCGCGAGUCGCGACCGCACGGGCUCACGCAGGCGAGCGAGAGGACGCCGCCCUGCCCGCACGGCGGGUCCCCGCGCGGCCGCGCCGCCCUAAUCGCUGCGCACCCGGCGUCGCCUGCUCCUGUACCCCAGGCGGCCGCGUCCCACUUGCUCAUCCCGCGCCGCCUCCCUCCCGCGAGUACCGCCUCUCACCGCGCUGCGGCGCCGGCGCUUCCUCGGCUGCGCUCCGGCGCGAACGCCUCCUGCCGGCGGUAUCCCUGAGCGGGCGGCGUAGGUAGCAGAGUCGAGUCUUUCGGGUGGCAACACGCGCGGCGUGGGUGACAGCGUGCGCGCGGCAUCGGCCUCGACCUCGACUCGGCUCGGGGUCGGCCGCGGUUCGUCAGAUCGACUCCCUGACCAGCUUGCUUUGUGUGCUGCAAUGGCGUCUCUGGGGCGCAGAGUUGGAAGCUACAUUUGCUCGGAGCUGUGUGGCCCAGUUAUGAAUAAGAGGCUCUACUCUUCUUCGAGGGUGGAUUGGAAACAGCUGCGGCCAAUGAUUCUCAAGAGAAUUAAGAACCGGGCAAAGGAUUACCCAAUCAAGCGAAUGAUCCCAGUUGCAGAGGAGGUGAUCAGGACUAGGGAGAUUGUCACUGAGGGUGUCUCCACGCUGCUCAAAGUUGUUCCUGUACAUUCAUGCAAGGUUUGUCCCGAGGUUCACAUUGGAGCUGUGGGGCAUCAAAUGAAAACAUGCCAUGGUUUCAAGCGUAUGAUCAAGGACCAACCACAUAAAUGGGGUCCAGGCAACUUGAAUGACAUCCUUGCCCCUGUUCAGGCUUUCCACCUGAAAUACAUGUUUCAGGAUGAGAUAAAGCAUGACCAGAGGUUCGACUUCACUCGCGUCCCAGCUGUACUCGAGCUCUGCCAUCAGGCAGGUGCAGUUAUACCUGAUGUGGUUCUAUACAAAAGUGACCAACUAUCUACAGCCGUUAAAGGCAACUGCCAAGAACCUGCUUCUUUCUUACCGGAUGAACUUAGAUAUAUCGGUCAGAGAACACUGGAUGCAUGGGAAAGCCUGAGAUUAGGUGUCAUGAAACUCCUAUUGGUCUACCCAUCCAAAGUUUGUGAGCACUGCUCUGAAGUGCACGUCGGGCCAUCAGGGCACAAGGCCAGAAUGUGUGGCGUAUUCAAGUUUGAGGGUUGGAAAGGGAUGCACAAGUGGAAGAAGGCCGGAGUGGAUGACCUAAUUCCUCCGAAGAUUGUGUGGCAUCAGCGGCCUCAUGACCCACCCGUUCUUGUGGAUGGUGGGAGGGAUUAUUAUGGUCAUGCGCCUGCUGUCAUCGAGCUUUGUAUGAAAGUGGGUGCACAAGUACCCCCAAAAUACCGUUGCAUGAUGAAGACACACGGCUUAGCACCACCUGUUCCAUGAUACCGGGUGUCUUAUAGAGUUGAUUGCCUAGUUAGAUCUACACAUGGUGUUAUAAAGGAAAUGUAUAGAUCGGACAUCAAAAUAAUCUUUUUUGUGAGGAAAAUUCAAGGUUGCAAAGACUGCUUUGGCAGAAGUCACCAGCUAAUGGUAAUGACCAGUGAAGCAGAUAUUCCAUUUUGAAGAUUAUUUGUGUUAUUAGAAUUCAGAAGAUCAGGAUUAGACACAACUAUUUUCCACUAUGGAUCUGAAAAUCAUCAGUUAAUAAGUGCAAACUAUCUGCGUUGUAAAAUAUUCAGAACAGAUUACUUCAUUGCCCUUCAUUUGUUCAGACUCUCAUUUGGCAAGAAUAGAGGGAGGCCCUCAGGAGUUAGGACCAAUCAUCUGUCUGCUCUCCAGCAACUCUGCUCGGCUACUAUAACAUUCAUUGUUUUUUGUAAUCUUCAUUUUGCCCAGAGGAUUACCUGGAUAGUUGUUCAUGUUACCUGGACGUCAUACCUGAAACCUCUUGACUUGGUUUUCGGAUUGUCUCUGUUAGCCUCAUGGGCAAUUUUUUUAGGAGCAUAUGCCAUGUAGUGAUGGUUGUGAUGCCUUGCUGCAAGUUGCAGCCCAUGGUGUGGACAUCCUGUGUUGUAUGCCCUACUGUUUCAGCUGAAAACCAUUCUUUCUGAUGCUGUAAUUUAUGUACCGACUUUUACUGGUUCGUUUUGCUGUACUGAAUCUACUGAUAUCUAACUCCGAA
Phragmites australis (common reed) is the source of this 2268-nucleotide messenger RNA. RefSeq names its product APO protein 4, mitochondrial. Bases 543 to 1529 code for a protein of 328 amino acids. The transcript is spliced from 3 exons. NCBI's taxonomy places the organism in Eukaryota, Viridiplantae, Streptophyta, Magnoliopsida, Poales, Poaceae. The record is from RefSeq and is a predicted model, not a curated record. Gene Ontology annotation, molecular function: RNA binding.